AUGUUCCGCGUCAAAGGCACCACCUUCAACUCCGGAACCCGAUUCUACCUGACCAUCCCCAACGAUGAAUCCUCCGUCGAAUACGCCGCCUGGUACAUCUUCGUCCCCAUACACACACAAGGACGACUCAGCGACCCAGAGCUCAUGGCCGAACUCGUGGAAUACGCGGCAGGCAUCGAGGUGCCAGAAGAGGAGCUCAAGUACCGCAGGGACGCGUUCAGCUAUGGCGGCUUGUGGAUCGAGAUUGUGACGCCGCUGAGCUGUAACUGCAGUGAUGUGAUACUGCGUCUGUUUACGGGACUGAAGGCCCUUCAGGAUUUUGUGGGCAAUGGCCAGUUUCCGGGUAGACCGCCCCUGAUGCAGCACCCGAUGUAUAGUGUGGAGGACUUUGCAGAUGAUUUUCCGGCUAUGAUUGUGCGGAGGAGGCAGAGGUAG
This is a messenger RNA of Aspergillus candidus, 435 nucleotides long. RefSeq lists its product as uncharacterized. Bases 1 to 435 code for a protein of 144 amino acids. The record is from RefSeq and is a predicted model, not a curated record. Lineage: Eukaryota; Fungi; Ascomycota; Eurotiomycetes; Eurotiales; Aspergillaceae. The transcript has a single exon.